Messenger RNA from Brassica rapa (field mustard), 1862 nucleotides. RefSeq names its product inhibitor of trypsin and hageman factor-like. NCBI's taxonomy places the organism in Eukaryota, Viridiplantae, Streptophyta, Magnoliopsida, Brassicales, Brassicaceae. The record is from RefSeq and is a predicted model, not a curated record. Gene Ontology annotation, molecular function: serine-type endopeptidase inhibitor activity. Gene Ontology annotation, biological process: response to wounding.
AUGUCAAUUCUGCCGAUGUUCAGGAAAAGGAUGUCAAUCUCGUUUCCCAGGUUUAGAAAACAUUUGGUGGGUGUAGGAUUGAAGGUGGAGUGGCCAGAGCUAAAAGGAGUAAGUGGAAUCAAAGCAAAGAGAAAGAUAGAAAGUGAUAAUCCACAUGUGACUGCUUUUAUUUAUCCUGAAGGUGUUUAUCUACCGGAUAUCAAUUGCUGUAACCGUGUCAUCCUUUAUGUCCCAAUCAAAAACUGCCCCAACAGUCCAGUCACCAAUCGUCCCAUUAUCAGAUGAUCAAUAAGUUUCAAAAUAAAUUCUUGUUUUCAAGCAUUCGCCCGAAUAAAAAAUAAAUAUUAAUUCCUGUAUCACCAAGUUUAUCUGGUUUGUUGAUCAAAUUCCGAUCCAUAACAAUCGUGUGUUGUUCUCUUUUCGACUAUCAGUUUUAUAGCUUUUCAUAUUACCAUUUUCUUUUAGCUGGACAAAUGUUUUGACAUUUUUCUUCAUAAAGAAGAUAUAGAAUCUACCCUUUUUAUUUAUUUAUUUAUCAUCAAACAACAAUCUCGACUAUAAUCGAUGAAAUAGUUUAUUGGAUUAGUUAAACAUAUGUAAGCUAUUAAAAAUGUUAUGAGUAUGCAAUCAAUUUUGUUUAGUGCAUUACCAUAUUAAACACAUUUUUGUCCUUUUUACCAUUUAGAGGCACAUUUAGACUGAAGGGCACAUCUAAGAAACUUAAGUAUUUUGGGACGAAAAUGUCCUCAAUACUUGUUUAAGAAAAAUACUUGUGUGAAAUCAUUUUAAAUUUUAUAUAUUGUGUUGAUUUAUUGAAUAAAGUUUCAUAAGCAUGAAUCUUAUAACUUUUAUUGGUGAAUUACAUUGAAGAUGCAUGAAGAGUCACAUUAUAUUUUAUUUUGUUGUUACGAUCUUAUUUUAAAAGUUUCUUGUAGAUUAUAAAAAUCAUUAGGCGUGCUUCAUAUAAACCUAAUUUUAAUGAAUAUUUGGACUACAAUUUCUAAAAAUAUUUGUGUCAAAACAUAAUGGAUUUUUAAUGUAAAAACCCCCCCAAUUAAGUUUAUUUUGGGUUAAAACUCCUAAAUUAAAGAUUUAACAGAAAAUCCCCCAACCUAAAUUAUCUUAAUGAAUCAGACCCUCCGUUAAUUGUCUGUUAAAGUUUGUGAAACAACACGAUUUGUUAAUAAAAACAACACAGUGUUUAACUAAAAUAUCAUGUAGUUUACCAUUAUCACUUUUAAGUGUCGUAAAAGUCCCAUUACUGAGAGAUACGAGGGAUGAACCCUAAUUUUCGAAAGAGAGAGAUUUUGAUUAUCGUUAAUUUAUUUAUUGUGAGAAUCUGAGAGAAGCUGUGUUCGUGAGUUUCAAACACAAUGACAAUCUUAACUCUUGACAUAAAAUAAGUACAAAAACAACACUUGAAACACAAUCAAAAUGUCAUAGAAACAAGUUAAAAACAACACUUUCACCACUAAAACAAGCUGUAACCACAACUCUAUCUUAACCACAGAGAGGUUAGUUUUGUGUUUGACUUUUAACAACUUAAUUUGGUUAGCUUGUUAAGAUAGAGUUGUGGUUACAGCUUGUUUUAGUGGUGAAAGUGUUGUUUUUAACUUGUUUCUAUGACAUUUUGAUUGUGUUUCAAGUGUUGUUUUUGUACUUAUUUUAUUUUGAUUCUAACCUAUCUGGACUUUUUGCAGAAUUGACCUACAACUUAAAGUCAAACACAAAACUAACCUCUUUUUUUUUUUGAAAAUUAGUUUUGCCCUAUUCACCCCACAAGUUCAUAUAAUUUACGAAAAUGCCAUCAAUUUUUUUUUUUUCGAAAAUGAUAUUUUUACUCUCUCACCCUCAUCAUCUUC